AUGGAGAUUGUUGCCACCCACGACCCCUUCAUUGACCUCAACUAUAUGGUCUACAUGGUCCAGUAUGACUCCACCCAUGGCAAAUUCAACGGCACAGUCAAGGUUGAGAAUGGGAAGCUUGCCAUCAACAGGCAGCCCAUCACCAUCUUCCAGGAGCAAGACCCCACUAACAUCAAAUGGGGUGAUGCUGAUGCUGAGUAUAUUGUGGAGUCUAGUGGCAUCUUCACCACCAUGGAGAAGGCCGGGGCCAACUUGAAGGGUGGGACCAAAAGGGUCAUCAUCUCCAUCCUUUCUGCCAAUGCCCUCAUGUUUGUGAUGGGUGUGAACCACGAGAAAUAUGACAACUCAGUCAAGAUUGUCAGCAAUGCAUCCUGCACCACGAACUGCUUAGCUGCCCCCUCCCCCCCAGUCAAGGUCAUCCAGGACAACUUUGGCAUCAUGGAAGGGCUCAUGACCAUGGUUCAUGUCAUCACUGCCACUCAGAAGACUGUGGACGGCCCCUCUAGAAAGCGUGGUGGCCAUGGGGCUGCCCAGAAUAUCAUCCCUGCAUCCACUGGUGCUGCCAAGGCUGUGGGCAAGGUAAUCCCAGAGCUGAACAUGAAGGUCACUGGCAUGGCCUUCCAUGUUCCUACCCCCAAUGUAUCCACUGUGGAUCUGACCUGCCGCCUGGAGAAACCUGCCAAGUAUGAUGACAUCAAGAAGGUGGUGAAGCAGGCAUCNGAGGGCCCACUGAAGGGCAUCCUGGGCUACACUGAGGACCAGGUUGUCUCCUGUGACUUCAACAGCAUCUCUCACUCCUCCACCUUUGAUGCUGGGGCUGGCAUUGCUCUCAAUGACAAAUAA
Messenger RNA from Mus pahari (shrew mouse), 843 nucleotides. RefSeq names its product glyceraldehyde-3-phosphate dehydrogenase-like. Gene Ontology annotation, molecular function: NAD binding; oxidoreductase activity, acting on the aldehyde or oxo group of donors, NAD or NADP as acceptor. NCBI's taxonomy places the organism in Eukaryota, Metazoa, Chordata, Mammalia, Rodentia, Muridae. The coding region runs from base 1 to 843 and encodes 280 amino acids. The record is from RefSeq and is a predicted model, not a curated record. The transcript has a single exon.